GGGGGGCAUGGUCAUGUCUCAGUGGACUCCAGUCACAUUAAAUAAGCUCAAAGGAAAUUAAUCAUCCAAGUCCACAAAGCCCCAAAUGGGAAAGAAUGGAGUGUGACAGAGCACUGACAUGUGGGCACUGCGUGAUGGAUCCCUAGACCUUCUGACUUUGGAUAACGUACACUAUGAGAGAACGAGGGGGAGGGUGGAGUCACGAUCCAGGUGUCCACAGUGCUGCUGAAUUGUUCCUUUGGCUCUAGUGAUUCACUGGCAGUUUUACAACACUUCCAAGCUGGCAUCCAUCCAGAAUGCCCGAUGUACAUCCCCAGUUUUAAGCUCAAGUGCUGACAUACAAGUGAAGCAAUAGCACAUUGCAAACGGACAGGUUGUCAUGGAAUCCACUAGGCAUCCGAUGAAUACGCAGGGCAGCGUGCUGUGAGGUGAUGGACCUGCAGAACAGGCAUUUGAAGUGGGGCAGGGUGUGUCGGAAGUACGGCCUAAUAGGACCCUUUAGCAGGAUCCUCCGUUUGUCUGAAGAGUGGGGCGCCAUGUCAGUUCAGUGCCAGCCAGCCCCGCGAAGCCCCGGCUGGGGGACCCUACAGCAGACUGACCGACAAAAGGCAGUUUGUCCAGGAGGUGGCAUGGGCUGGUAUUAUCUACCACUGUCAGUGCAGUGCUUCCCCAUGGCGUGGCCUUCGUCCACAGUGAGGUAUGGUGAGUGUUGCUACAUGUGUGCAGUGAUGGGGCUCCAUCAUUCUGGCCUGGCAGACAGCUGGAGACGUGGAUGCCAAAGCCAAGCCGGAAUGGUGGGCGGCGAGGACAGCACUGAAACGUCUCACCUUCUUCCCUGCAGCCGCCCAGAGGAGGUGUAGGGAUGAGGAGAGUGAAGGGUGAAGGACGGGCCCUGCAGAGGAGUCGCCCACACACCCGCACUCCAAACAUACAGCCAGCUAAGGGCUACGAUGUCAAGAGGCCAUCCAGCUUGAAAGCGAAGUUGUCAAAACAACAAUGCAAGCAGACGAAUAUAAAAGGGACAGUUCACCUCCAUGCAGGUUUUAAACUUUCUUUAACUGCUUACCAUAUGAAAUAAUAAGAUGUAUAAAGUAACCAAACAGCCGCGAAGAAAAGAAACAGCAUGAACUGUUACAGACACUGAAGAUUUGCAGUUUGUGGGAAAAUUAAAAACAAAUACUUAAGACUAAGAUUACUUGGCAGGUUUACAAACGCCAGUAGGUGGAGCUGAGGGCAAAAUUGUCAUGACUUAUUUCCAUAACUCAAGAAUGCUUGUAUCAUUCAACUAAGUGAUUUGCUUAAAUUUUUACUACCGCAAUAGAGAGUCGGAAGAAAUUAUGCUCAGUUAAAGUAGAAAUUGUACAGCAAGCCCUCGCAAGCAACAGUCGUAGAUACAAGACCGAAAAAAGACGAAAAAAUAGGAGCCUGAGCCGCGACGAGGGUCUAUUUCUAGAGGCGCGUUCUCGGGCGCGACGUUCCCGAGGCGAAGAGGGGAGUCUCUGCUUUCUGUCACCGGUGUCAGCUGGCGGCUUCCCCCCGUGGCCCCCGCGGCAAGCAGGAGAGGAGAGGCGGAGGUUCUGAUCGCCACCGCUUCCUCCUUGAUGACCAACCCACGCUCCAAAUCUCCCCUUUACUUUUUUAUUUUUUAAUCAGAGUUUCUGGUUUGUUCUUGAGGGCGGCGUUCCUUCUUCGCAUCUAACAGCAUUUCCUGCAUCUGCACCCAGAUACGCGAGUGUUUGAUUUCCGCAUUUUGUUUCAAAGUCUCCAAGUUGUCUUGUCCGUGCACCGGCUCGAGUCUCCGCUCCUGGACGCCCCGCCGCAAUUAUUCAGAUCCGCCUCCGUCUACAGUGAGGACGUUGCCUCACCGGCCGGCACAUGUUUAAUGCUUAUUAGUGGCCUAAUAUGCGUUUGAUUUUUGUUUAUUCGAAUUCUUUCCUUUAAAUUACCAAGGAAAAGCGUGCAGUUUGAUGCGCGGGAUAGGCGAAAUCUUUCUUUUGCUCCAAGAUGCCAGUGAGACGGGGUCAUGUAGCGCUCCAGAACACCUACCUGGACACCAUUAUACGCAAAUUCGAAGGGCAGAACCGCAAGUUCCUGAUCGCCAAUGCGCAGAUGAAGAACUGCAGCAUCAUCUACUGCAAUGAUGGCUUCUGCCAGAUGUUUGGCUUCUCGCGGGCAGAGAUAAUGCAGCAGCCCGGCACCUGUCAGUUCCUGGUGGGUCCAGGCACCAUGAAGACUGCCCUGACUCAGUUAGGUCAGGCGUUGCUUGGGUCUGAGGAGCGCAAGGUGGAGAUCCUCUACUAUGCCAAGGAAGGGACCUGCCUACCCUGCAUGGUGGACGUGGUUCCGGUGAAGAGUGAGGAGGGAACAGUCAUCAUGUUCAUACUCAACUUCCAGGAGCUGCUUGACACAUCGCUGAGGAAGGGGGGGCUCAGGCAGCACAUAGCCCAGGGCUGGAUCCGGACCGGUCAGAGGCACCGGCUGAGGAUGAGUCUGCCGUCUCUGCGGGCCAUCUCGCUGCGCCGAGCCUCCCAGCCCAAGGACCAGUUUGAGGGCGUGGUGGUGGACUACCUGCAGCCUGGCAGUGAGGACGUCCCUCUAAAGGAGUUCCGCAUCCCCUCCAAAGAGAGCUGUGUCCAGUCGGAGACUGAGGCCCUCAUUGAGCCAGAUCGCAGCGGGGCCCCCACCGGCCGCCCGUCCCCGCGGAGCCUCCUGGACCCCAACGGAUCCUUCCACGAAGCAGGCCUGCCCCGGAGCUGCUCCCAUGAGAGUGUUCGGAGCCUCCGUCGCGCCUCCUCACUGGACGACAUCGAGGGCAUGAGGGCUGACUGGUCCUACCGGGGCAGCACCUCCCUGUCUGGCAGCAACCUGAGACCAAGCCUUCCGAACUCCACAUCGGACUCGGACCUGAUGAGGUACCGCGCCAUCAGCAAGAUCCCGCAGGUGACGCUCAGCUUUGCCCACGAGAGGCUGCGGCCUCCUUCGCCUGCUGAGAUCGAGAUCUUGGCGCCCAGCAAGCUGAAGGACCGCACACAGAACGUGACAGAGAAGGUCACGCAGGUACUGUCGCUGGGAGCGGAUGUGCUGCCUGAGUACAAGCUGCAGGCUCCUCGCAUCCACAAGUGGACCAUCCUGCACUACAGUCCCUUCAAGGCGGUGUGGGACUGGGUCAUCCUGCUGCUGGUAAUUUACACGGCUGUCUUCACGCCCUACUCAGCCGCCUUCCUCCUCAACGAGCAGGAGGACGAGCGCCGGCGCACCUGCGGCUACACCUGUAACCCGCUUAACGUAGUGGACCUAGUGGUGGACGUCAUGUUCAUCGUGGACAUCCUCAUCAACUUCCGCACCACCUACGUCAACCACAACGACGAGGUUGUGAGCCAGCCGGGCCGCAUCGCUCAGCACUACUUCAAGGGCUGGUUCCUCAUCGACAUGGUGGCCGCCAUCCCCUUUGAUCUGCUCAUCUUCUGCUCUGGCUCCGAUGAGGUGUGUGAGAUGGGAAUGCCCCAGACCACGACCCUCAUUGGCCUGCUGAAGACGGCGCGCCUCUUGCGGCUGGUGCGUGUGGCGCGGAAGCUGGACCGCUACUCGGAGUACGGUGCCGCCGUGCUAUUCCUGCUCAUGUGCACCUUCGCCCUCAUCGCCCACUGGCUGGCCUGCAUCUGGUACGCCAUCGGCAAUGUGGAGCGUGCGGGGGCCUCACGUGUUAGAGCCAUGAAGAUCGGCUGGCUGGACAACCUGGCUGACCAGAUCGGCAAGCACUACAACGACAGUGACAUGAGCUCCGGUCCAUCCAUCAAAGACAAGUACGUGACGGCGCUAUACUUCACCUUCAGCAGCCUGACCAGCGUGGGCUUUGGCAACGUGUCACCCAACACCAACCCCGAGAAGAUCUUCUCCAUCUGCGUCAUGCUCAUUGGAUCCCUAAUGUAUGCCAGCAUCUUUGGGAACGUGUCUGCCAUCAUCCAGCGUCUUUACUCUGGAACAGCGCGCUACCAUACGCAGAUGCUUCGGGUCAAGGAGUUCAUCCGCUUCCACCAGAUCCCAGGGGGCCUGCGCCAGCGUCUUGAGGAAUACUUCCAGCAUGCCUGGUCCUACACCAACGGCAUCGACAUGAAUGCUGUGCUGAUGACCCCCACCCCCCAGGUCCUGAAGGGCUUCCCCGAGUGCCUGCAGGCUGACAUCUGCCUGCACCUGAACCGCUCGCUCCUGCAGCACUGCACGGCCUUCCGGGGGGCCAGCAAGGGUUGCCUGCGGGCACUUGCCAUGCGCUUCAAGACCACGCACGCCCCGCCCGGCGACACACUCGUGCACUACGGUGACGUGCUCACCGCCCUCUAUUUCAUCUCCCGUGGCUCCAUUGAGAUCCUGCGUGAAAACGUGGUGGUGGCCAUCUUGGGCAAGAAUGACAUCUUUGGCGAGCCCAUCGGCCUGUACACACGUCCCGGGAAGGCGAGCGCAGAUGUGUGUGCCCUCACCUACUGCGACCUGCACAAGAUCCAGCGGGACGACCUGCUCGAGGUGCUGGACAUGUACCCUGACUUCUCCAACAACUUCUGGAGUAACCUGGAGAUCACCUUCAACCUGCGAGAUGCAGAUCGCGUUAUCCAGCCCGUCCCCAGUGAAGAAUCCGACUGUGGGUACCGCCGGCCCCGGUGCCCGAAGAACUCAACCAACCAACUCCAACCAACCAAACAACUCAAGCGCAACCAACCCGAUGGGAUGGACCGGGAGGAUGUGUACCCCAACCAGACCUACCCCUUAUUGGGAAACCACCGGGGGGCGGAGCCACAGCUACACUGGGAGGAGCAGUGCAGCAGUGGCAGCCCCUGUUCCCAGUCCAGUGAGGAAGAGAUAAAGACCCCAGGCCGAGGCAAAAUGGAGCCCUACGCCCCGUCGGUGGUCAGCCUGCUGCCCGAUGGAGGCUCCCCCCAGGAAAGAAGCCAUCCUUACACAGCACCACCGCUCAGUGCGUCUAGCCUGUAUGAUUACUGGCCUGAACGUCGGUCCAGUCACUUUCCAGAGAGCCCACAGCCCCCUCGCCUCCCACCCCCCCACACGGAGGACAGGUCCAGUGAACUGGAGUCCCGCCUUGAGCUACUGCAGUCCCAGCUGAACAGGCUAGAGACACGAAUGAUGGCCGACAUCAGCGUGAUCCUGCAGCUGCUGCAGCGUCAGAUGACCCCUGUGCCUCCCGCCUAUAGCUCCGUGUCCCCUGGCACCCAUGUACUGCACCUGUCUGCCCGGUAUGGCGGUGGGACACAGGCGCUGCACGGAGCGGCCCCCGUCAUAUCUGUGUCCACAGAGGGCCUGGCGUCCCCACUGCAGAGCCCCGACAGCUUCCCCCACAAGUCCAGGGACUCCCUUUCCAGCGGUGUUCACCUCGCUGACGCCCCAGAAGACACCAUGUCGCCAUUCCCCGAGACGGACCUCACCCCUAGACUUUGCAGUGGCCUGCGGUUCCCCUCGCUCCCUGAGAAUCUGCAGGCCCCCCCAGGGCUGGCUGACAUCCAAAGGCGCGUCUCAGACCCCAUGCUACCUGGUAGCUAGAGUACCCCCUUCUCCCAGCAAUCCAUGUACCCCCCCAUCCCCCAGACUGAAAUCUGCCAGUCAGGCCCCACCUCACCUCGCAGGUGUCAGCAGCAUCUCUGUCCCUCAGGCUAAGGCAGGAAACCCUGGGGAGGCAGACAUGGUAGUCUCCCCCCCCCCUCCAGGACAGGCUGCCUGGAGGCACCACCCCUCCCCGAAAAGCACGGAGAGCAGCUCCUUAGCCGUCAGCACCUGUUCCCAUCGCAUCUCUCUGUCGGGGCCUUGACUCCUAAGCCAUGUUGUCAGAUGGUCGUGUUGUUAAAAUAACAGCCCAGCUGGGUUUGUCAGGGUCGCCCAUCGGAAUGCGGCAUUCUGGGAAACACCCACACGACCCUGACAGACUGGCUCAGGCACACGUUUGAGCCCUGCGAGCGCCUGUCCGUAUGUGCGUGUCGUACAUGCACACGUUGGCAAUACCUCCAUGUGAAUAACCAUCAUUUCAAACACGUGUUUCCCUUGUAAAUUGAAUCCAGAUUCGGCGACUAGAGUUGGCCGCCUUACCUUGGCCCGUGGGUCUUGAUGCGGAUACGUUCAGCCUCUUCACGCCCGGCUGGCGCCAACAGACACCACUGUGGGGAAGUGUGUAGCACACGAGACUAGCCACCUGAAGCCCUCAUCGUCACUGACGGCACCACACACGGCAUUUGCACCCCCUGUCUCAGAAGCAUUAUCGUUUGUGAGGUUUAAGAAUGUCUCGUAAAACACAAGUACAUUUUUGGCUUACUUAUAACUCAAUACAGCAAAGCAAACGGUGAUAAUGAUUGGUGUGAGUGUCCCAAGGCCGACGCCGGCCUUUUCGCACGUCACAGCAGCGCCCCUAACUGGGAUGCCCAUCUUUACUGCAGUUCUAACUGCCAGGAGCUGCUCAGCACCAUAGUAUCGGGGGCCUGCUGGAUGGCGUGAGGAUGACCUUUUAUUCUCAUCCCCAGAUCAGAUCGCCUUCAGCUUAAAGGGCUGUUCCAGUCCAUCACAGAACACACCGUUCCGCUCACUCCUGGCGCGAAUCUGUUGUGUUUACAGGUCGCCCGUCCUUAGUAACCUCCGCUAGUGAAUCAUCCUAGUUCUGCUUUCCAAGUAUGUCAACACUGUGUGAGCCAGUUCUGACUAUACUGCAGGGAAGCUGUAAACAUUUGCUUUUAAAUCACACUUAUGUCCCCGAUGGAAGGUUCUGUCAUUAUUUACAGCGUAGUUUACACUUUUGGUAAGGUACUCAAGUGGUUUUUUUUGUUAUGUUCUAUACCCGUUAAAUUACCAUCAAUACCAUAAUGGAUUUAAAGUCAGAUCACACUGUUAAAGAAAGACACUGGAUUCAUGGAAGACAAUGUACAGAGGAAAACAGUUUAUUUAAGAAAAGACAAGCUGCAAAUUAGCAUCCACUGCACAUCAUUCACACCCAGCCGCACACAAAAUACUCCUGCGAUAUGAAACAGGGGCGAGAGGUCGCCAAAGGCAGCAGACCCCAGAGCCACGUCCCGGUGUGACAGUGUCCCUACACGGUAGGCGUGUAGUCUAGUGAAAUCCUUGAAGGUUCAGCGAGAGCGUCUCCUCCCAUCGACACGCCCAAUACACUGUUAAUCUCAAUCAACACAGGCAGUUCUGCUUAUCACACCAAGACUGUUAAUGUGUAACAUUAAAGGAUACUGUUACCUCCA
Messenger RNA from Brienomyrus brachyistius, 7238 nucleotides. It is a transcript of the gene kcnh6a, whose product is annotated as potassium voltage-gated channel, subfamily H (eag-related), member 6a. The coding region runs from base 2005 to 5547 and encodes 1180 amino acids. The transcript is spliced from 23 exons. Gene Ontology annotation, cellular component: membrane. The record is from RefSeq and is a predicted model, not a curated record. Lineage: Eukaryota; Metazoa; Chordata; Actinopteri; Osteoglossiformes; Mormyridae. Gene Ontology annotation, molecular function: inward rectifier potassium channel activity. Gene Ontology annotation, biological process: membrane repolarization during action potential; regulation of heart rate by cardiac conduction; regulation of ventricular cardiac muscle cell membrane repolarization.